This is a messenger RNA of Mustela lutreola (European mink), 1507 nucleotides long. It is a transcript of the gene SUGT1, whose product is annotated as SGT1 homolog, MIS12 kinetochore complex assembly cochaperone. Bases 466 to 1470 code for a protein of 334 amino acids. The record is from RefSeq and is a predicted model, not a curated record. The transcript has 13 exons. NCBI's taxonomy places the organism in Eukaryota, Metazoa, Chordata, Mammalia, Carnivora, Mustelidae. Gene Ontology annotation, biological process: protein stabilization. Gene Ontology annotation, molecular function: protein-folding chaperone binding.
CGGUAGCGAAAAUGGAGCCCGACAUGCCUUGUUGUUAAUAGACGUCCAAACUCUCCCAAACGCCCCCACGUUCCUGUGGAAUAACAGUAUGCUACAAAAGGGCUUUGAAGCUACUACCGCUGACGGCUCUUUUGGAGUACGCAGGCGUACUGGAAGACAGGGCCAGCGUGAAUAGCCGACGCCUCCGUAACCAUGGCUGCGAAGGGCGGGGACUGAGCGCGCCGGUCACGGGACCGGGGCGGGGCCGGGCCGGGCCGGGAAACUCAGUCCUCCACGGUCCCAGCCGGCCCCGCGCACGCUUUUCGUCUCCCCUCCCCCGCCCCGCGACACGCUGCGUGGCUGCUCGUUGGCUACUUAGGACGGAAGCUCUCUUGGUGCUGCUCCAGAAGUUUCCCCCUUGGGCGGCGGCGGUGUAGCUCGUAACCUCGGUGGUAGCCGUUCUAACAGAAACAGCGAUUCUUAGGGAUGGCCGCAGGACCUGCAACAGCCCAGAAGUUUUCCCGGAGCUUCUCAGAUGCUCUGAUCGAGGAGGACCCCCAGGCGGCGUUAGAGGAGCUGACUAAGACUUUGGAACAGAAACCAGAUGAUGCGCAAUAUUAUUGUCAAAGAGCUUAUUGUCACAUUCUUCUUGGGAAUUACUGUGAUGCUGUUGCUGAUGCAAAGAAAUCUCUUGAACUUAAUCCAAAUAAUUCCACUGCUGUGCUGAGAAAAGGGAUAUGUGAAUACCAUGAAAAAAACUAUGCUGCUGCUUUAGAAACUUUUAUAGGAGGACAGAAAUUAGAUAGUACAGAUCCUGAUUUCACUGUCUGGGUUAAAAGGUGUCAGGAGGCUCAGAAUGGAUCACAGUCUGAGGUGUCUGCAUCCCAGAGGACUCAUCAGUCAAAAAUCAAGUAUGACUGGUAUCAAACAGAAUCUCAAGUAAUCAUUACACUUAUGAUCAAGAAUGUUCAGAAGAAUAAUGUAAAUGUGGAAUUUUCAGAAAAAGAGUUGUCUGCUUUGGUGAUACUUCCUUCUGGAGAGGAUUACAAUUUGAAACUGAGACUUCUUCAUCCUAUAAUACCAGAACAGAGCACAUUUAAAGUACUUUCAACAAAGAUUGAAAUUAAAAUGAAAAAGACAGAGGCUGUGAGAUGGGAAAAGCUAGAGGGGCAAGGAGAUGUGCCUAAACCAAAACAGUUCAUAGCAGAUGUAAAGAACUUAUAUCCAUCAUCAUCUCAUUAUACGAGAAAUUGGGAUAAAUUGGUUGGUGAGAUCAAAGAAGAAGAAAAAAAUGAGAAGUUGGAGGGAGAUGCAGCUUUAAACAAACUAUUCCAGCAGAUCUAUUCAGAUGGUUCUGAUGAAGUGAAACGUGCUAUGAACAAAUCAUUUAUGGAGUCUGGUGGUACAGUUUUGAGUACCAACUGGUCUGAUGUAGGUAAAAGGAAAGUUGAAAUCAAUCCUCCUGAUGAUAUGGAAUGGAAAAAGUACUAAAUAAAUUAAUUUGCUAUCACUGUAUUGCAUAUAUUCA